AGUAAUUGAUUUAGUCACUGCUCUCUGUUGUUAUGUUAUCGUCCUUCCAAAGGCAUCGGCGGCGGUCGUCGUUUCUGACCCUACUCCCAAUUUUACUCCUGACGGCCGCCCUUUGCCCAAUUCUUGUCAAUGGAAGAGUCCCUCUGUCUAAUUUACGUCACCAAAUUGCCAAUGCAUCAUCAUUUCCAGGAUUCGGUCCUAUCACCUAUCUUCCGGGAUACGACCACCCCUUACCCAGAGGAACUAAUGCAGGUUAUCUCCCACUCUACAAAAAGCCUCAACAAUGUGUAACGGCCAUGUACUUCAUUUUAGUACCAAGUGCUGGUGAUCCAGAUAAGGACCCCGUAGUUCUCUGGCUGCAGGGUGGUCCUGGUACGUCCGGGCUCGUUGGAUUCUUCCUCGAAAACGGUCCGGUCAAAGCAAUACAGACUGAAGCGAAGCUAGUUGACAACAGUCAAUCUUGGCAUAACAACGCGACAUAUAUAGUAGUAGAUCAACCUGCACCCGUUGGUAUGAGCUUCGUCACUGAUGAUAAAUGCCUGCCGGAGAGUGAGGACGAAGCCAUCAGAAAUCUGGGAGAUUCGGUGAGUCUGCUAUUAGGAACUUAUUUUCCCAACUUGGCAAAACUCCCUUUUUAUGUUUUCGGAGAGUCUUACGGAGGAAAAUACGUACCAGAGCUUGCUGUUGAUUUGCAAGAACGUCAUUCCUGGGUCAAUCUGCAAGGUGUUGGUGUUGGCGACGGUUGGGUAGACCCUCCAACACAGCAGAUGACCUACAAGGAAUUCGCAUUCCAACACGGAUUGAUCAAUGCUCCUGAUAAUGCUGAAGUCGAGAAACUCGAAGAAGCAUGUCUAAAGGCACUCGAAGGGACUAAUACCGUGGAGGCAUGGCGACAGGCUAAUGACGUGUGCUCUAGAAUAGAAGAUUACAUUGUGAAUAAUAGUCAAGUUAACAUGUACGAUGUACGUAUGUAUGGCGAGUAUAAUAAUGCUGUCCUCACUGAGUACCUUCGAAAGGCUGAAGUCCGUGCAGCGAUGAAUGUAGAUCCAAGAGCAGCGCCUUGGUCUGAGGACAACGCUGCAAUAGCAUACAUCCUAGCCGGCUGGGAACAGCGAUCAGCGGCACAUUUGUAUACUCAGUUGUUGAGGAACAACACUCGAACACUCCUUUAUAAUGGGAUGUAUGAUAUGGAUUGCAACAUGAUAGGCACGGCCAGAUGGAUGCUCAAUAUGGAUUGGGACCUCAUAGAGCAGUUUAAGCAGACAAAGCGUAAACCGUGGUCGAUCAAACGUAAAGAGUUGAAGACCACAGACCAAUCAGCGACUAGUGCGAAUGGUGGGAUUACGGAGAAGGUGGUGGAGGAAACUGUGGGCGGCUUUGUCGAAGUCGGUGCUCUCACUCACAUAGUUAUCAAUCAGGCCGGGCAUCUGGUUCCCAUGGAUGUGCCCCAUAUAGCCUCCCAUAUGCUAUAUGCUUUUACAAGGGGAUGUUCAUUAUCUGAUGAUACAUGUCGUGACGAGGGGAUGGGGAUAGUAUCAACAGCAGCACGAGCCGCAGAAGUGAUAGAUUUGGUACCGUCACCCUCAUAAGGUAUCUUAUAUGACCGCUGCCAUGGAGCUCUUCUCAUAGAGGAGUACUGGA
Molecule: messenger RNA, 1641 nt
Organism: Perkinsus marinus ATCC 50983
Lineage: Eukaryota; Perkinsozoa; Perkinsida; Perkinsidae
Product: Carboxypeptidase Y precursor, putative
Exons: 16
Coding region: 33-1589 (518 amino acids)
Biological process (GO): proteolysis
Molecular function (GO): serine-type carboxypeptidase activity
Source: RefSeq, a predicted model, not a curated record